This is a messenger RNA of Saccostrea echinata, 1023 nucleotides long. Its product is annotated as galactoside alpha-(1,2)-fucosyltransferase 1-like. Lineage: Eukaryota; Metazoa; Mollusca; Bivalvia; Ostreida; Ostreidae. Gene Ontology annotation, biological process: carbohydrate metabolic process. The record is from RefSeq and is a predicted model, not a curated record. Gene Ontology annotation, molecular function: galactoside 2-alpha-L-fucosyltransferase activity. Gene Ontology annotation, cellular component: membrane. The transcript is spliced from 3 exons. Bases 35 to 1009 code for a protein of 324 amino acids.
UUGUGAAAUUUCUCGUCAAUCAGGUGAUAGCAUCAUGAAAAAUAUUAAGAAUUCCAUUAUACUAUUUCUACAUCGAAGAGGUACAACAUUAUUAAAAGUCUUAGCAGUGGUGCUAUUCGUCUAUUUCACCUCCCGGAAAUUACAUUGCAUGGUCUUCAGACUAGAAAAUGCUGUCUGUAUUUCAAUCACAGGACGCAUGGCCAACGCAAUGUUCCAGGAAGCUUUUCUUUAUUCAUUUUCAAAAAAGAGACAUAAAUCGGAAGUUGUUUUUAGCAGUGAAAAUCCUCUUGAUGAUAUAUUUACCUUAGAAGGAUUGAACUGGAGGUAUGAUAAUACUUAUUCUUGCUCGUGUUAUUCUCUGUACCAGGACAAAUGGAACUGCGCAUAUGAUGAGACUUUGGAAAAUCUCGAACUUCCUCUGCAAGUCUGGGGAUUUUUUCAAUCCUGGAAAUAUUUCAAGGGUUAUGAAGAGGAAAUUCGCAGAAUGUUUACCUUCAAACCCCGUCUACAAAAAGCAGCCAAGGACCAGUUGAAUUCUAUUGUUGAUACCUUUGCAGACAAGGGAGUGACUGAGAAGACUGUUCUUGUUGGGGUCCAUGUACGAAGAGGAGACUACUUAAAUAAAAAAGAAUAUUUCUUUAUAGAAUAUGGUUACAACGUGGCCACUGAGGCUUACAUACAUAAUGCCAUAAAUUUUUACCAAGAAAAAUAUCAAGAUGUCAUGUUUAUUGUGUGUGGUAAUGGCGUCGCGUGGGCUCGAGAGGUUAUGCAGAAGUAUGAAAGAGUCCAUUUUGUGGACGACAAUUCUCCACCACGAGACAUGGCCCUGCUCACCAGAACCCACCACACUAUAAUGACGGUGGGAACCUUUGGGUGGUGGAUAGGGUGGCUAACUAACGGCACCACCGUGUAUUAUAAACACGCUUAUCAAGAAGGCACACACUUCAGUCAGGAAUUUCAUGGUGGUACCGAAGAUCACUUUAUACCAAAUUGGAUUGCUUUAGAUUGAUAAUUUUAUUCCAU